AUGUUUGAAUACUCGUGGCACGUGCAUCGUAUCAAAGCUCUAGUGGUUGUGGCUCCGCGACCUUCCUUGUUCGACCAACCAACAACUAUCAUACCCGAGUCAUCGUACCCGCUCCUCAUGGAACAACCGUCACAACAUGCAUAUGUCCUUGCGCAACUGACUGCGCGAUGGAAGAUAUCGUCCGGUGUCCUGGACGUCACUGUCGUGUCCGUCGUCACAGCCACCGCUACCUUCGCGUCCCUCUUUCAUGUCGGUGCCAUCAAAGUCUCACCUACCGUCUUCUACAAGACAUUUCUCCCAUACGUGGCAGUUUUCUGCGACCACCACGUCCGCCUACGCGAUUUUUUCCCCGCCUCCUUCUGCAUCAUCGUCGGUCAAAUCCCAGCCUCCUCCUCGUCCCAGGCCUCACUGAACGAUGUGUACAUGUCCAUGCUGCUCGAUCAGCUCGGCAUUGUGUACCUCUUGGGGCUG
This is a messenger RNA of Aphanomyces astaci, 471 nucleotides long. RefSeq lists its product as hypothetical. Lineage: Eukaryota; Oomycota; Saprolegniomycetes; Saprolegniales; Verrucalvaceae. The transcript has a single exon. The annotation marks the transcript as partial. The record is from RefSeq and is a predicted model, not a curated record.